This is a messenger RNA of Chara braunii, 7232 nucleotides long. Lineage: Eukaryota; Viridiplantae; Streptophyta; Charophyceae; Charales; Characeae. The record is from the annotation of a GenBank genome assembly.
GUGCUUGGCAACAGAGAAGUCAGUCGAUAGCUGCCUUGCGCCGUCGCAUUCGCAUUUCCUUCAUCGGACACUUCUCUGAGUUCACUCAUUGUGUGUCAAAGCCGCAUCGAAGUGCUUCUAUACUCCGCAGGUUGUAUACGCGUCCGUGGCUGCAGGUUAAGUUGCUCCGCUCCGACUCCCUCCGAGAAUGAAGUCUACCGUAGUCGUGGUUGCGGCGGUAUGCCUGCUGGUGCUGCUGGCUUUCCCGCACGCUGUGUCGGGGUGGUGCCUGGAGAAUACGGACCACGACCCGAACACGAAGCAGAGGAUCGACUGCAGGAAGAAUCCCAACGCUGGAGCGACCAGAUGGGGCUGUCAGAGUCUGUGCUAUGCGCAACCCUGGUGCCAAGGCGUCGUGUGGAUUGACAGCGAGUUCCAUUGGGUCAAGGGCAAGAUCUGCUGCUACCUCAAGAACAAGUACAAUCCAAGCGCUCUCAAGCCCCAAGCGCACCGUACCUACUGCCGGAGAGGCUACUGAGUGAUGGGAUUUAACGGACCAGUCUGAGUGAAUCCUACUGGUGGCUCACGGUGGCCAAAACCAUGAUUGGUGAUGCUGCUGGAGGGGUCAGAGUGAUGAAGGCAAGUAAUUAACGGUGGCUAACGGCAGCAGCAACGGCUGUCACCAUUUGUUAACCGCGGACGACCGUUAACAGCCGAGGCAAGCACGAGGUGGCAGCACUCAUAACCGGCCGUAACGGUGGACACACUGUAAGCUUAGCUCGUUCACUGCAUGUGUGCGUGUUUUCCGUUACGACUGAUGUCGACGCACGCGUGUCCUAACGGAACGGAACGGAACGGAACGGAAGGGCUAGGUGCAAAGUCUGUCAGCAGACAGAAACGCUUUUGAGCCUGAGAGCUGGCUAAGGAUAUUAAGUGUCAGGAUCAUACCGAUAAGAAUGCAUGGGUUAAGUGGGCGCACAAAUCGUCGGCACAUGGGUAUCAUCAUCACACCAUCAUCAUCCUAGUACACACACAGAAAGGGAGAGGGGGUAGAGGUAGACACAUCAACGAUCAUCGGGACUGAGAGUCCAUUUGUGUCUAUGCUAGCGGACGGAAACAGCUGGUAGAAGAACGAAGUCAUGCUGUAUACUAGUGUGUAUAUAUAUAUAUAUAUAUAUAUAUAUAUAUAUAUAUAUAUAUAUAAAUGAACUCGUGUCGCGCUGCACCGCAUACACUUCUCUCUCUCUCUCUCUCUCUCUCUCUCUCUCUCUCUCUCUCUCUCUCUCUCUCUCUCUCUCUCUCUCUCUCUCUCCAUCUCGAACCAACGCCACAGUGAGAGGCUGGACUCUCGAGUGAAUGUGAGCAGGGAGGGGUCUUUUCGACGGGGUCCCGACCUCCACGAGCCGUCUGGAACUUGCAUGGAAUUGGAAAAAAGGUGUACUGAUGGCCAUCAUGUCUCUACCGGGCUGAUAGUGUCCCGACCUCCACGACACUGAUAGACCUGGCAUGUCGUGGUUUUGAAUGAUUGGAUGACUUUUUUUUUUUAAUGCAGGAGGAAAUCCUUCACCUGCAGCAGACAGUGGACCAGCUGCUCGCACGGCUGCAGGCGCAACCAGUUGCUGUAGCAGCCGCAGCGCCUUCCACCCUUACCACCCGUGUGCAAGUUUUGGAGGAUGACGUCAUCAACAUCAAGCGUGUGCAUCAGGACUUCCGGACGUCGCGGCAAGCAACAAACUUGCAGUUGGAGACGCAGGUCCAGGCUGCUGCCACCGUGACGCCCGCUGCAGCAUUCUCCCGGCGCUCACCGAAGCUGGAUGACAUUCUCGUCUUCUGCGAUCAGUCCAAGACGGAACUGAUCCCGUGGUGGCGCCAAUUUACUCUCAGGCUCGACAUGCACCAUGUCCCGAACAACGAUCGACAUCCGUGCUUGUACCACCGAUCUGGUGGUGCGUGUCAAGCAUGGCUGGACAACAUCUUGACCAGAUACGGCAUAGCAGUGUCGGAACUGCACACCAAGCUCACUUGGCAGGAGUUGACCGACGCCUGGCACAAGCGAUUCCAAGUGGAGCCGCCCGACCUGCAAGCGAUGGAUAAGCUCAACAAGCUCCAUCAGAACACGCUGCUCAGUCAGGACUGGAYUACCGAGUUCCAAAGACUCGCCUCCACACCUGACCUGCCGCUCGCAUUCCGCGCCAUCAAGCACUUGUUUAUCAUGCGCUCAUGUCCAGCUCUGCAAAACGCGCUGACGCAGAUUGCAGAGACACUCGACACAUCUGACAAGCUUUUCAACAUAGCGUCACGGAUCAUUCUCACGAAUAUCGAAGCCCGCAACGCCGGCCGAUCUUCCGCAAUGACGAGUGGCACCCAGCCCAAGCCAAAGGUGGCUUGCAUUACUUCUACCGAUUCUGCAACACCAAACGAGGGAAAAUCAGCUUCGGGCUCCGCCCCCGAAAAACGGUCAUACGGCAGGUCUAAGCUCUACCACGACAAACCAUGGGCUCUUGAUUGGGUCGGUGGCCUUCAUACACCGGGUUGCGGAGCCAUUGUCUUCUUGAGCGAUGACAACGACCUGAGUUGGUACUCCUGCGGAGGGGUGGAGAAAUCGGAAGCGGGGAUGUUUACCUACGAUGGCAGGAAGGAAGAGUUCGCGAGGCUGCCUGCUGCCCAGCAAGUUGACUGUGUUUUCGUGUCGAUUGACGCCCCGUCUUCGUCGGCUGCGGGCCCCAAACAGCGCCAGGAUCAGCCGGCCAGAGCGGGUGGAAAGAGGAAGCAAUUGGCGACUACCCCUUCUUCGUCGGUUGCGGUUGUCCAGGCUCUGCCCGCUCCUGUUCCGCCCUCGGACCGGCAAGGUCGCGAUGAGGCCGAGCAGUCCAGCGAGGCCACAAACUACGACGACGGAGCUGUGUGGUAUCGGGCUGGUUCCCAGCAUCGUUCCCGGGGAGGUGCAGGUGCCUUCCAUGAUGAGGAAUGCGAGGGCCAAGAUGGGGAGGGCAGUGGUUGGGAUGGGGAGGGCGGUGGUGAGGAGGGGGAGGGCGGUGGUGAGGGGGAUGACGGUGACGAAGGAGAUGCUGAAGGUGAGGAUGAUGACAUGGACGAGGAGAGAGACGAUGUUGGUGAGGAAGCCGAAGACAAUCGCUCCUCCCAAUUUCAGCAUCCCCACAAGAAUGAAUCGCGGGGGCGCCGUGAGGAUGACGCCUGCCGCGUCGGUGAUGCGGUCGAUGCUGGUGGCCAGCCUGUGGCCUCCCGCGGAAUGUCGCAGUCCUAUAACCAGACGAAGGAUGGGAGAGACGAAUCUGGCUCACGGGGAAAGAAAAAGAGGGGACAAGCGUCGACCUUUCCUGCGAGUCGAACAAAACAGGCGAGGGCCGACGCCGUCAAUGAAGCUCGCAGAGCGUUGACGACAUCCCAGGAAGCGCGGGUUCCUCGAAAAACUAGUGGGGGGGGGCGAAGUGGCAGUCGUGGCGGCGGUCGUGGUGGCGGUAGGAAAGGCUCGCAGAGGUCCAGGGCACCUGAGCUGCGGGACUCGGGGGAUGAGGGCGAGGGGGUGGGGCCUCGCAUGCCCGAAGACAUUGAAGAGCUGGUUCAACACGCCACGCCCCUCGACACGACACGAUGUUUCUUCCUCAAAUACGACGAACAGGGCUUCGCAAGGCAAGACGUCCGUAUUGUUAACGUCGACGUUAAUAGGAUCAAACCCAUUCCCCGUGGGAGGAUCCUUUUUAACCACCGUUCGUUAUCUGAGAAUAUUGUGAGAGGCAUCGAGAGUGCCAUAGAAAGCUCCAUCAGUGCUGAACAGGGGGUGUGGGAUAGACCUGAGCUCGUUCUUGCAUCGGUUGACCCCAACGUCAUCGUCGGCGGGCAGGGAAGGCGAAUCACGCCAGACGAGUUCUUCCAAAGAGACUCUGCAGAGUUCGACUGGUACGCUGUCUGCGGUCAGCAUACUGCCGAGGCCAUGAAACGGUUGGUUGCAAAGGACUUCCCCGCGGUUAAAGUCUACGGCAUCCGCGCGUACUCUAAAGUGCGAGUCGUCUUUUUCCACGAUGACCACACACGCGGGUACUUCAAUGUCUCCCUCUUUGACAACACACGGGAGAAUCGCGCCAUGAUGUUAUCGUUCCAAGACGCUAUGCGUGAUAUGAGGCAAUGGUGGAUCGACAACAACAGGAUCGAGGCACCCAAAGCUAAGGUCAGCGAGACGGAUGCCGUCGCCGUUGCGCAUCAGAAAAUGUGGCUGAACUUCCUGAGGGCCUGCAUGGGGAAGGCGUGCGACAAGGCGUUCGUGAAACAGGCACUCGACAACGAAUACAACAAGGAUUGGAGUAACAAACUCCGGAGGUACCUGAACCUCGCCACGUCCACCCGCACGGUUUGGUCGCUGGUGGAGAAGUUCUUCGCGAUGUUCGAGGAGGGUAAACUGCCAAUCAGCGACGGCAAGAUCCCACUUCAGAUGCUGGGGAGGAUGGAGGGGCGCCUGCCCGGCCCCGUCGUUCCACGAACGACACGGAGGUGGUGGAUCAAACGCAGGACGGGGGGGACGUGGGAAGACCUUCGACAACUCGACGAUGCCACGGAUGACUACUUCAACGAGAAGAAGCAUAGCGCCGAAGAGCAGCAGAGGGACCACCUGAAGCACCACAGCGAUGAGGAGCAGCAAAGGGAGCCUGCGGUACAGGAUCCGAUCGUCCAGAGGGUGGACUUAGGCGGGCCGACAGACGAGGAAGAAGAAGAGGAGGAGAGAGAGGAAUCGGGAGAGGAAGAACGCGACAUCAUGGAGGAAGAAAGAUCUGAUGACCCCGAUUACCGCGAGUCGGAGGAGGAAGAAUCUAAGGAAGCGGAGCCAAGGGAAGGCGGAUCGGACGAAUCAGCUGACCCCCCCAAGUUAAGCAAGGAGGAGGACAAGAUCGCAGAGCAGAAUAGAAGCGAAAGGGCGGAGGGGAAGCGGCCAUCGAGGAAUCGGGAGGGUCGGCGAUACAAGAUGAUCCGGCGUGCAAUCCGAAGCCGCCAUAGGAGGAGUCGGAGGGAAAUGGAGCCGCUGCCACGGAGGGAUCUAGAAGUCGCUGUCGUCGAAGAGACCAGUCGCCGACUAAAUCCCAUUCAUCUUUGCGGCCAGCCAUUCGCCUACGUGGAGAUGCGGAUGCUCGGGCGUUCAAAAGGGACAACAGAGGACGGGCAAGUGGGAGGAGGCGACGUGAGGGCAGUGGCGGCAAGGACAGGAGAGUUCGACACAACAGAAUCUACACCAGAUAGCGGACAAGAGGAAGGAGGCGAGGCGAGGUGUCCGACGGAGAAGAAAGCGAAGGAUCAGGCAAACAGGAGGCAGGGAAGAGCUGGCACAACUAGCUCCCUGAUCUUCUUCCAAGGUGGGAUGAGACAUACCCUGGGAAGACGCGCCCCCUACUCCCCAUACGAACGGCCAAUCAAUCGGAUACUCCCCACGACCAACGACCUGGUCCCCCGCGGUAACCAUGGGACAGGCUUGGGGAGGCUAACAACUGCAAAGCCUUCGGGGAUGGGGACAGAAGGGGGAACUUCCACCACGAAGGACGAGGCAGAAGGAUCUGGGGAGCUAAAGGGGGAGGACAACCGUGGCAACCAGAAUGGGGGGAGAGUCGGGGCGGGUUCGGAGAUGCCACCUCAGCAGACCUCCACCGCGCAGGACGAGGCAGAAGGAUCUGGGGGAGGGGGGGGGGAGGACACGGAAAUGAGGGAGAACGAAGGGGAUGAGAUCCUGACUGAGGAAGAGAAAAAAGAGAUGGCAGGCAAACAAGGGGUAAAUCCGGAAGGGGAGAAGGAAACGUCAGUUCUUCCCACGUUCCUCGCUUCAAGUCAAGUUGUUGCUCCCAUCAUGAAGUCUAACGUGACAGUGGUUGCGGCCUUAUGCCUGCUGGUGCUGGUGGCUUUCCCGGCCAUUGUGUCGGGGUGGUGCCUGGAGAAUACGGACCACGACCCGAACACKAGGAGGAAGAUCGACUGCCGCAGGAAUCCCGACGUUGCAGGGUCCCAACGGGCCUGUCAGAAUCUGUGCUAUGCGCAAUCCUGGUGCCAAGGCACGGUGUGGAUCGGAAGCCCAGCCCAUUGGGUCAAGCGCAAGUACUGCUGCUUCCUCAAGGACAGGUACAAUCCAAGCGCUCUCAAGASCCAAAAKCACCGCAGGUACUGCAGGAGAGGCUACUGACUGAUGGGAUUUAGCGGACCUGUCUGAGCCAAUCGUGCUGGUGGCUCACGGUGGCCAAAACCAUGAUUCGUGACGCUCCCGGAGGGGACAGCGUGAUGAAGGCAAGUAAUUAACGGUGGUUAACGUUAGCAGCAACGGCUGUCGCCGUUUGUUAACCGCGGAUGGCCGUUAACAGCCGAGGCAAACACGAGGUGGCAGCACUCAUAACGGGCCGUAACGGUGGACACACUGUAAGCUUGUUUACUGCGUGUGUGUGUAUGUGUGUCAUCCGUUAGGACGGAUGUCAAUCCGUGUCGUAACGGAAGGUAACGGAACGGAAGGGCUAGGUGCAAAGACUGUCGGCCGAUUGCCGCCGACAGAAAGACUUGUGAGCCUGAGUGYUGGCGAUGCAUAUUCAGUAUUUUUUCCUUUUUUUGAAGAAAAAGAAACGGAUAUUAAGGGUAAGCGUCGGGAUACCGACGAAAAAAUAGACGGGUUAAGUCGGGGGACAAAUCGUUGGCACAUGGGUAUCAUCAUCACACCCUCAUCAUCCUAGUACACACACAGAAAGGGAGAGGCUGUGGAGGUGGACACAUCAACGAUUAUCAGGACUGAGAGUCCGUUCAUAUAUUCUAGCCAAGGCAAACAGGAGGCAGAAGAAAGAAGUCAUGCUGUACAUAUAUGAACUCGUGACGGACUGCACAGCAUACACUCUCCUCUCUCUCUCUCUCUCUCUCUCUCUCUCUCUCUCUCUCUCUCUCUCUCUCUCUCUCUCUCUCUCUCUCUGUGCGAUCCAACGCCACACUGAUAGUCUCGAGUGAUUGCGAGCUUAGAGCGGUCUUCUUGACGGGAUCCCGACCUUCCCGAGCCAUCUGUAACUUGCAUGGAAUUGGAAAAAAGGUGCAAUGAUGGCCACCAUGUCCCRACUGGUCCCGACUGGACUGAUAAUGUCAGAGAACACUCAGAAUAGACCUGUCAUCAGUGUCAYGUCGUGGUUAUGAAUGAUUCAAUCAUWUGAUUGGAUGACUUUUUUUUUAAUGGUAAUAUGAAGUUAAGGAUCGACAGACCAGUUCGGAUUUAUCUCCUGYAACCCAACCGU